UGCCAAGGGGCCGCGGUUGCCCCGCACGUGAUGGCAACGUUAGUGGACAACGCUAGGUGAGCUUCACGUCACCCGAACAACGCGCCGGACUGUCACGGCUCUACAUACUAUACACGCCCGCCACUCACGAAUCAUCACCACACCGUAAUCUGUCUACUUCAGCCACGAUGUCGCGCAUCGACAAGCUCGCCAUCCUUGGUGUCCGGUCCUUCGACAACACGCGCACGGAGAGCAUCCAGUUCCACACGCCGUUGACACUAAUCGUGGGCUACAACGGGUCUGGGAAGACAACGAUCAUCGAAUGCCUCAAGUACGCGACGACGGGGGACCUUCCGCCGAACAGCAAGGGCGGCGCGUUCAUCCACGACCCGAAGAUGUGCGGCGAGAAGGAAGUGCUCGCACAGGUCAAGCUGUCGUUCAAGUCCAUCAACGGCGCGAAGAUGGUGUGUACGCGCUCGCUGCAGCUGACGGUUAAAAAGACCACAAGACAGCAGAAGACGCUGGAGGGGCAGUUGCUGGUGGUGAGAAACGGCGAGCGAUCGACUAUUUCGUCGAGAUGUGCCGAGCUCGAUAUGGUCAUGCCGCAGUAUCUAGGCGUGUCUAAGGCCGUGCUGGACUAUGUCAUCUUUUGCCAUCAGGACGAGAGUCUGUGGCCGCUGAGCGAACCUGCGGCGCUGAAGAAGCGCUUCGAUGAGAUAUUCGAGGCGCUGAAAUAUACCAAGGCGAUCGACAAUAUCAAGGUGUUGCGCAAAAAGCAGAACGAGGAGCUAGGCAAGCUCAGGAUUCUGCUGGAGCAGUAUCGUACUGACAAAGAUCGAGCGGAAAAGGCCAAACGUCGAUCGGACGAACUCCACGAAGAGAUCGAAACGAUGCGGGUAAGGGUCACGAAUCUGAGUACCGAGCUGCAAUCGAUCGCACAAGAGCAAAAGACACUAUUCGAGACAGCUCGAGGCUUCGAGCACACGCUUGCCACGCUAGAAAUGAAGCGGCAGGAAGCAGUUUCCAAGCAGUCGCACCUCCAAGAGCUGUCGCAGCACAUGGACUUUCUGGAGGACUCUGACGAGAAGCUACACGAAAUGCACGACGACUACGAGCGGAGAUUGAGAUCGUACGAACAGCACGUGCAGAACAAGAAGGCUGCGUACAACCAGUUGAAGGUCAAGCUGGAGCAGGUUAGAACACAGUUAGGAAAUAAGCUUACCGAGGAGGGCCGCAUCCAGGCCCAGAGGAAGCAGUACGAGGGCCAGCUGAGAGAGCGCGAGGACCUGGUCAGAGAGAUCAGUGUCAAGCACGAUAUGAAAGGCUUCAGUGGAGAAUUGGACGAUGAGCAGAUUCAGGAGUUCAUGGCUAAGAUCACUCGCAUGUCGCGAGAUCAGGGCUUGGUUUUGGAGAGGAUCAAGCGCGAAAACGAGAGUAGCAUAUCGUGGGCCCAAAACGACCUCAAUGGUCUGGUGAAUAAGAGAAGUUCGCUGCGGCAGAAGAAGGAAUACGCACAAUCGGAGAUCAAGAACCUGGACAGGAAGGUCGCUGAAUACAAACGGAAUCUGGAUUCCUUGAAUGUGGACUCUGGACAGGAGGCGAUGGCCAAGGAUGAUCUCAGCAAGAGGGAAAUCCGUCUUGAGGAAGCCAGAGCCAAAGCUCAGGUGGCCGACAACGACGGCUCACUUCAAGUCGAGAACGCUAAACUACGGAAACUGGAAGAGGAUGAAGGUUCUGUAACGGAGGAACUCUUCCAGGGAUCGAAGAACGCAGAGCUCAGAGCCCAGUUGGCUAUUCUCAAGCAGAACCUGGAGACCAGACAAAAGGUCUAUGCUUCGUUAAUCGCUGCGAAAAAGGACAAGAUCGAUAGUGUCGUUGGCAAGCGGUGGUCCGAAUCAACAGUCGAGAAAGAUCUACAAGCAGUUCUAGAUCAACGUGAGGAAGAACAGCAAGAAGCCAUACGGCAACGUGAGAUCGUGAAUCAACAGGUUUCCCAAAUCGACACAAAGCUCGGCAUUGCAAAGGAUUCGUUGAAGCGGAAGCAAGAUGAGGCUUCUAAAUGCGAAGCGACGGUUGUGCAAUCCUGGGAACUAGAAGACGGCACUACGAACAAUGUAAACGACUAUCCAGAUGCCUUGAAAGAUCUCGAGGCGCAGCGAGCGGCCUUCAAACAAGGAGAAUUCAUGCUCAAUUAUCUCAACUCCGCGGUAGCAGUGGCAGAGAGGAAGAACGCAUGCGUUCUCUGCAGACGUGGCUUCAAAGAUGAGGACGAGAAAUCUUCUCGGCUCACUGAGUUCAGGAAGCAGAUCGAAAAGGUAUUGAAAAAUGCUGAUGAGGAGGUUAUCCGGGGAUAUGAAGAGGAUAUCGAAAUCCUUCGCGAGGCGGGGCCAAGCUACGACUCGUACGUGCGACUCACGUCGAUUGAGAUUCCGGCGCUGGAGACAGAGAUCAAACAGUACCAGAAGGCAAAGGAAAAGCUUCUCGAGCAGUACACCAAGCUCGACAAAAUCGUCGAUGACAAGUCCAAUGCUAGUUCCGAAGUUCAGUCCCUGAGAGCUCCGGUGGCCGAGUUGGCCAGGUACAAACGAGAGAUCGAUGGCACGGAGGAAGAAAUCAACAGCAUGACGUUUUCCAUGACGGACAUGGGCGGAACCCGUACGAUCGAAGAGCUGCAAGAAGACAGCAAGCGGCUCAAGGAGAAAAUCACUCGUGUCAAGAACCUUAUUAGGAGUAUGGAACAGGACCGAGAGAACCGGCGGCAAAGCAUCAUUGGCUUGGAGCGCCAGGUCAACGAUGCGCGCAAGAGACUGAACGACAUCACCCUGCAGCUCGUUGAUGUGCGCCAGCUCACCGAACGGAUCGAAGAGUGUUCUGUGGCCAGAAGUCGACAGAAUGCCGUGAUCGACGAGGUUGAUCGCGAACUGGAGAAUCUUGCGCCCGAUAUCCUAGCCGCGGAGGCGCGACUGAAGGAAAUCAGCCGCGAGUGCUCUGAGAAGGAGACGAAGCAGCAGCGAGAUGCUGCCAAGCUUUCCCAGAGCGACAUGAAUCUGAAGAGCAUCCAGCGAGGAAUCUCCAAUUACAUCAACGAGGGAGGGCUGCAUAGCCUGGAGGAAUGCAGAGGACAGGUGCAACGUCUGAGAGCGGAUGUCGAGCAGCUGGGUAACGAUGUCACGGAGGCUAGCGAUCUGGUGGCGAAACUCGAGAAGGAGGCCGUGACCACGCAAACUACCCAGCGCACCAUCAUCGAGAAUCUACGGUACCGCAAGAACAAGGUCGAGCUCAAGAAGAUCAAGCAGGAGAUCAAGGAGCUGGAAGCCCAGCGUGCCGAUGAGCAGAGAGAGCGCUUCGAGAAAAAUGCGGAAAUCCUUGCUAAUAAGCACUCGAGGCUUUCCAGCGAGAGAUCCGCACUCGUGGGAGAAAUGAGGUCCAAGGAUAAGCAGCUAGAGCAGCUCGUGGCGGACUACGCGACGGAUUACGCAGAUGCCAAAGACAAGUACAAAGAGACUCUGGCCAAGGUACACACCACGACCAGCGCCACCAACGAUCUGGGCAAGUAUGGUGCUGCUCUGGACAAGGCCGUCAUGAAGUACCACAGUCUGAAGAUGGAGGAGAUCAAUCGCAUCAUCGAGGAGCUGUGGAAAUCGACAUAUCGGGGAACGGAUGUCGACACCAUCCUUAUCAGAUCCGACAACGAAACUGGAAAGGGAAAUCGCUCCUACAAUUACCGUGUUUGCAUGGUCAAGCAGGAUGCCGAAAUGGACAUGCGUGGGCGAUGCAGUGCUGGACAGAAGGUUCUUGCCAGUAUCAUCAUCCGUCUAGCACUGGCCGAGUGUUUCGGUAUCAACUGCGGUCUGAUUGCGUUGGAUGAGCCUACAACCAAUCUGGACCAAGACAACAUCCGAUCUCUGGCACGGAGUUUGCACGAGAUCAUCAGGACGAGACAGUCGCAGGCCAACUUCCAGCUCAUCGUCAUCACCCACGACGAGGAGUUCCUCAAGGAGAUGAACUGUCAGGACUACUGCGACAACUACUACCGCAUCUCCAGGAAUGACAGGCAAAAGUCGAUCAUUGGGAUGCAGUCUAUUGCGGAGGUGAUCUAGGCCAGGGGGUGAUUACAUGUUCGGGUAUCUUGUACACUAGCUAGA
Messenger RNA from Tricharina praecox, 4124 nucleotides. RefSeq names its product AAA domain-containing protein. Gene Ontology annotation, cellular component: condensed nuclear chromosome; nucleus; Mre11 complex. The coding region runs from base 168 to 4079 and encodes 1303 amino acids. Lineage: Eukaryota; Fungi; Ascomycota; Pezizomycetes; Pezizales; Pyronemataceae. Gene Ontology annotation, molecular function: ATP hydrolysis activity; double-stranded telomeric DNA binding; G-quadruplex DNA binding. The transcript has 14 exons. The record is from RefSeq and is a predicted model, not a curated record. Gene Ontology annotation, biological process: telomere maintenance via telomerase; double-strand break repair; chromosome organization involved in meiotic cell cycle.